Molecule: messenger RNA, 1498 nt
Organism: Vicugna pacos (alpaca)
Lineage: Eukaryota; Metazoa; Chordata; Mammalia; Artiodactyla; Camelidae
Source: RefSeq, a predicted model, not a curated record
CGACAUGGCCAUCAUCUCAGAGGAUGACUUUCAUCACAGUUCCAACUCCACGUACAGAACAGCAAGCAGCUCUCUCCGAGCUGACCAAGAAGCUCUGCUUGAGAAGCAGCUGGACCGCCCACCACCUGGCCUACAGAGGCCCAAGGACCGCUUCCACGGUGCCUACAUCAUCUUCUUCAGCUUGGGCAUCGGCAGCCUGCUGCCAUGGAACUUCUUUAUCACUGCCCGGGAGUACUGGAUAUUCAAACUCAGCAACUGCUCCAGCCCAGCCACAGGGGAGGAACCUAAGGGCUCAGACAUCCUGCCCAAGGGAGACCUGAGUGAGCCUCUUAGAAGAGAAGGAAGGACCAGCAGUAAAGGAGAGAGAGAAAAUGCAGACAAGGAAGGCGAGGAGUCAACAGUGGUUCCAAUUCAUGUCCGUGUGCUGGCCUCGCUGACUGUCAUGCUGGCCAUCUUCGUGGUGAUGACUGUGCUGGUGAAGGUGGACACCUCCUCCUGGACCCACAGCUUCUUUGCUGUCACCAUCAUCUGCAUGGCGAUCCUCAGUGGCACCUCCAUCAUCUUCAGUAGCAGUGUCUUCGGCAUGACUGGCUCCUUCCCUAUGAGGAAUUCCCAGGCUCUGAUAUCAGGAGGAGCCAUGGGGGGCACCGUCAGCGCCGUGGCCUCGCUGCUGGACCUGGCGGCGUCCAGCGACGUGACGGACAGCGCCCUGGCCUUCUUCCUGACGGCGGACGUCUUCCUGGCGCUCUGCGUGGGGCUCUACCUGCUGCUGCCGCGGCUGGAGUACGCCAGGUACUACAUGAGGCCUGUUUGGCCGGCUGUGUUUUCUGGUGACGAGCAGAUGCCCCAGGACUCUGCCAACCCCCUUUUGGUGGUCCCAGGAUCCAGUGACUCCCCAACACCACCUCUCCGCCCCAUCCUGAAGAAGACGGCCGGCCUGGGCUUCUGCAUCAUCUACCUCCUCUUCAUUACCAGCCUCAUCUUCCCUGCCAUCUCCACCAACAUCGAGUCCCUCAACAAGGGCUCAGGCUCGCCGUGGACCACCAAGUUCUUCGUCCCCCUCACCACCUUCCUCCUGUACAACUUUGCCGACCUGUGCGGCCGGCAGAUCACAGCCUGGAUCCAGGUGCCAGGACCGAAAAGCAAGGUGCUCCCAGGGCUCGUGCUCCUCCGGACCGGCCUCGUCCCCCUCUUCAUAUUCUGCAACUACCAGCCCCGUGUCCACUUGCAGACAGUUGUCUUCCAGUCUGAUGUGUACCCAGUGCUCUUUACCUCCCUGCUGGGGCUCAGCAACGGCUACCUUAGUACCCUGGCUCUCAUCUACGGGCCCAAGAUUGUGCCCAGGGAGCUGGCCGAGGCCACGGGGGUGGUGAUGACCUUUUACCUGUGCUUGGGCUUGGUGCUCGGCUCAGCCUGCUCUACUCUGCUUGUGCACCUCAUCUAGGAGAGGGCGAUGACUGGACCUCGGUGCCGCACAAUGCCUGGGAGCCUGGGUGAG